This is a messenger RNA of Sorex araneus (European shrew), 9092 nucleotides long. It is a transcript of the gene PTPRG, whose product is annotated as protein tyrosine phosphatase receptor type G. Gene Ontology annotation, molecular function: protein binding; protein tyrosine phosphatase activity. Bases 295 to 4629 code for a protein of 1444 amino acids. The record is from RefSeq and is a predicted model, not a curated record. Lineage: Eukaryota; Metazoa; Chordata; Mammalia; Eulipotyphla; Soricidae. The transcript is spliced from 30 exons. Gene Ontology annotation, biological process: protein dephosphorylation.
GCCCUCGGCGCCGCGCUCGCGCCUUUCGGAGCGGAAAGCCACCCUUCUUCGCCGAGGAUCGUCCCCCGCGUGCCUCCGCGUUCCCGGUCACUUUUUGAGAUUUUCCGGGGGGCGCUCGGCGGCUUCCCGGAUUCCGGGGGAAACUCGGGCCGCCGGGCGCGGGGGGCCGGUGGCGCGGGCGAGGAGGGGAAGAGCCCGGGCUUAAGCGGAGGCUCGCACGGAGGCAAGAACUUAUUCAACAAGUUUACCCACCCACCCCCUGCGUUCCCCUCUUUUCGAUGUGCGUUUUCGGACAUGCGGAGGUUACUGGAACCGUGUUGGUGGAUUUUGUUCCUGAAAAUCACCAGUUCCGUGCUCCAUUAUGUCGUGUGCUUCCCCGCGCUGACAGAAGGCUACGCGGGCACCUUGCACGAGAACAGACACGGGAGCUCGGCACAGGUUCGAAGGCGUAAGGCCUCAGGUGACCCAUACUGGGCUUACUCGGGCACCUAUGGUCCUGAACACUGGGUCACAUCUAGUGUCAGCUGCGGAGGGCGACACCAGUCUCCUAUUGACAUCAUAGACCAGCACGCACGAGUUGGUGAAGAGUAUCAGGACCUGCAACUUGACGGCUUUGACAAUGAGUCUUCAAACAAAACCUGGAUGAAAAACACAGGGAAAACAGUUGCCAUCCUUCUGAAAGAUGACUAUUUUGUCAGUGGUGCUGGCCUGCCUGGUAGAUUCAAAGCCGAGAAGGUGGAAUUUCACUGGGGCUAUAGCAAUGGCUCUGUGGGAUCUGAACACAGCAUCAACGGCCGGCGGUUUCCUGUGGAGAUGCAGAUUUUCUUUUAUAAUCCAGAUGACUUUGACAGCUUCCAAACUGCAAUUUCUGAAAACAGAAUAAUCGGAGCCAUGGCCAUAUUUUUUCAAGUCAGUCCAAGGAACAAUUCUGCUCUGGAUCCUAUUAUCCAUGGGUUGAAGGGCGUCGUACAUCAUGAGAAAGAAACCUUUCUGGAUCCUUUUGUUCUCCGGGAGCUCCUGCCUGCCUCCCUGGGCAGCUAUUACCGCUACACUGGUUCUUUGACCACCCCGCCCUGUAGCGAAAUUGUGGAAUGGAUAGUCUUCCGGAAGCCUGUUCCCAUCUCUUACCACCAGCUCGAGGCUUUUUAUUCCAUCUUGACCACAGAGCAGCAAGACCACGUCAAGUCGGUGGAGUAUCUGAGGAACAACUUCCGGCCACAGCAGGGCCUGAAUGGCAGAGUGGUGUCCAAGUCAGCUGUCCGAGACGCCUGGAACCACGACAUGACGGACUUCUUAGACAACCCCCUGGGGACAGAAGCCUCUAAAGUUUGCAGCUCGCCACCCAUCCACAUGAAGGUGCAGCCUCUGAACCAGACAGCACUACAGGUCUCCUGGAGCCAGCCCGAGACCAUCUAUCACCCCCCCAUCAUGAACUACAUGAUCUCCUACAGCUGGACCAAGAAUGAGGACGAGAAGGAGAAAACAUUCACCAAGGACAGCGACAAAGACUUGAAAGCCACCAUUAGCCAUGUCUCACCCGAUAGCCUUUACCUGUUCCGCGUCCAGGCCGUGUGUCGGAACGACAUGCGCAGCGACUUCAGCCAGACGAUGCUCUUCCAAGCUAAUACCACUCGAAUAUUCCAAGGUACCAGAAUUGUUAAAACAGGAGUGCCCACGGCGUCCCCGGCCUCUUCAGCCGACAUGGCCCCCAUCAGCUCCGGUUCCUCCACCUGGACGUCCUCUGGCAUCCCUUUCUCUUUCGUCUCCAUGGCGACUGGCAUGGGCCCGUCAUCCAGUGGCAGCCAAGCGACCGUGGCCUCGGUGGUCACCAGUACGCUCCUGGCCGGCCUGGGGUUCGGUGGUGGCGGCAUCUCCUCUUUCCCUAGCACUGUGUGGCCCACCCGCCUCCCUACAGCCGCGGCGGCCAGCAAACAGGCGGGCCGGCCCGUGCUGGCCACCACGGAGGCCUUGGCUGCCCCGGGCCCCGACGCUGACGCAGCCCCACCCAAGGACGGCGAAGGUGCCGAGGAAGGGGGAAAGGACGAGAAGAGUGAGAGCGAGGACGGGGAGCGGGAGCACGAGGAGGAGGGGGAGAAGGACUCCGAGAAGAAGGAGAAGAAUGGGGUGGCACGCACGGCCCAGGAGCAGAACCAAACCCAGCCCAGCCCCAGCCCCUCGACUCCCAAUAGGACUGCCCCCGAGGGCGGGUAUCAGACUAUACCUGGGCACGACCCCGGUGCCAGCCCCACUGACCAGCCCGAGGACACCAGGGAUAAUCACCCCGACCUGCACCCCGAUUCCGUCUCCGCCACCCAAGUGCCCCCCACAGUCACAGAGGAAUAUUCUGAAGGGAGUGACCCCAAGAGGCCUGAGAUGCCAUCUAAAAAGCCUGCAUCCCGAGGGGACCGAUUUUCCGAGGAUAGCAAGUUUAUCACUGUUAACCCAGCAGAAAAGAACACCUCUGGGAUAAUAAGCCGCCCUUCUCCGGGCAGGAUGGAGUGGAUCAUCCCUCUGAUUGUGGUAUCAGCCUUGACCUUCGUGUGCCUCGUCCUUCUCAUUGCUGUGCUAGUUUACUGGAGAGGGUGUAACAAAAUAAAGUCCAAGGGCUUUCCCAGACGUUUCCGUGAAGUGCCUUCUUCUGGGGAGAGAGGAGAGAAGGGGAGCAGAAAAUGUUUUCAGACAGCUCAUUUCUAUGUGGAAGAUAGCAGCUCCCCUCGGGUGGUCCCUAAUGAAAGUAUUCCUAUUAUUCCUAUUCCGGAUGAUAUGGAAGCCAUUCCUGUCAAACAGUUUGUCAAACACAUUGGUGAGCUCUAUUCUAAUAACCAGCAUGGGUUCUCCGAGGAUUUUGAGGAAGUCCAACGCUGUACGGCUGAUAUGAACAUCACUGCAGAACAUUCCAAUCAUCCAGAUAACAAGCACAAAAACAGAUACAUCAACAUUUUAGCAUAUGAUCACAGUAGGGUGAAGUUAAGACCUUUACCAGGAAAAGACUCUAAGCACAGCGACUACAUUAAUGCAAACUAUGUCGAUGGUUACAACAAAGCGAAAGCCUACAUUGCCACCCAGGGACCUUUAAAGUCUACAUUUGAAGAUUUCUGGAGGAUGAUUUGGGAGCAAAACACUGGAAUCAUUAUUAUGAUUACGAACCUUGUGGAAAAAGGAAGACGAAAAUGUGAUCAGUAUUGGCCAACCGAGAAUAGUGAGGAGUAUGGAAACAUUAUCGUCACACUGAAGAGCACAAAAGUACACGCCUGCUAUACCAUUCGUCGUUUUUCAGUCCGAAAUACAAAAGUGAAAAAGGGUCAGAAGGGAAAUCCCAAGGGUCGCCAGAAUGAAAGGGUGGUGAUCCAGUAUCACUACACACAGUGGCCUGACAUGGGGGUUCCAGAGUACGCCCUCCCCGUCCUGACCUUUGUGCGGAGAUCCUCUGCAGCCCGCCUGCCAGAGAUGGGGCCCGUGUUGGUGCACUGCAGUGCUGGUGUGGGCAGGACAGGCACCUAUAUUGUAAUAGACAGCAUGCUGCAACAGAUAAAAGACAAAAGCACAGUUAAUGUCCUGGGAUUCCUGAAGCAUAUCAGGACACAGCGUAACUACCUCGUCCAGACUGAGGAGCAGUACAUUUUCAUCCAUGAUGCCUUGUUGGAAGCCAUUCUUGGAAAGGAGACAGAAGUAUCUUCAAAUCAGCUGCAUAGCUAUGUUAACAGCAUCCUCAUACCAGGUGUCGGAGGAAAGACAAGACUGGAAAAACAGUUUAAGCUGGUCACACAGUGUAAUGCAAAAUAUGUGGAAUGCUUUAGUGCUCAGAAGGAAUGUAACAAAGAAAAGAACAGAAAUUCUUCAGUUGUGCCAUCCGAACGUGCUCGAGUGGGCCUUGCACCAUUGCCUGGAAUGAAAGGAACAGAUUACAUUAAUGCUUCUUAUAUCAUGGGCUAUUAUAGGAGUAAUGAAUUUAUUAUAACCCAGCAUCCUCUGCCACAUACUACGAAAGAUUUCUGGCGAAUGAUUUGGGAUCACAAUGCACAGAUCAUUGUCAUGCUGCCAGACAACCAGAGCUUGGCAGAAGAUGAGUUUGUAUACUGGCCAAGUCGAGAAGAAUCCAUGAACUGUGAGGCCUUUACUGUCACCCUUAUCAGCAAAGACAGACUGUGCCUCUCCAAUGAAGAACAAAUUAUCAUUCAUGACUUUAUCCUUGAAGCUACGCAGGAUGACUAUGUCCUAGAAGUUCGGCACUUUCAGUGUCCCAAAUGGCCUAACCCGGAUGCUCCCAUUAGCAGUACCUUCGAGCUGAUCAAUGUCAUCAAAGAAGAGGCCUUAACACGGGAUGGCCCCACCAUUGUUCAUGAUGAGUAUGGAGCAGUUUCAGCAGGAAUGUUGUGUGCCCUUACCACUUUGUCCCAGCAACUGGAGAAUGAAAAUGCUGUGGAUGUUUUCCAGGUUGCAAAAAUGAUCAAUCUUAUGAGACCCGGAGUAUUCACAGAUAUUGAACAAUACCAGUUUGUCUAUAAAGCAAUGCUCAGCUUGGUCAGCACUAAAGAAAAUGGAAAUGGCCCCAUGGCAGUGGACAAAAAUGGUGCUGUUCUAAUUGCUGAUGAAUCAGACCCCGCCGAGAGUAUGGAAUCUCUAGUGUGAUUGAAAUCCGGAAAGGGCACGUAAUUUGUAAAACUUCGGAAGACUGAGAACUUUUUUGAGGCCUUUUUUGCCAGACUCUAGGUUAUACAAUAACCCAGUUACUUUUUUACACUGAUAAAAGUUUUGAUAUUUAUUUUUUGCCAUUUUAUGUCUUAAUGGUAUCCUACUGAGCAUUUGCACCUCUGUUCAUUUCACAGUGAAACGCGGUUUUACCUAGUUUGCACUAUAUGAUCAGUGUUACUGCCUAUAAUCUAAUAUUAAAGCAACCCCGAUGUGACAUUCCAUGACAACACACAUGCUAUUUUUAGUUCAGUACAGUGAAAGUCUUUGUUAUGACAGUGAAUAUUGAGUUUAUUAUGAUUAUUAUCAUCAUUCUUAUUAUAUUGCUAAAGCAGUUGCAUUCUACUAGCAGGCAAUGCUGUACUACUUUUCCUCAGCCCUCUUCUUUUCUAUUUUUUAAGGCACUGUUCAAUAAUGUAUGCAUUCUGUAUUUUAACCAAGUAGUUAAGCAUUGUUCUUCAAGAAAAGCAGGCUACUGGGAGUUACUAAGGUCUAUCAGUAUCAUGGCCUUGAAAUCAUUCCAUUUAUGAUGGAAGAUAUAUCUAUUAGGCAAUUAGAAGGCUUAAGAGUUGCUUCAUGUAAACAUCACUUAUUAGUUACAAACUUAUAUUCAAAGCUUUUUAAAAAUGCCCAAUUGUGUCAAAAUAAAGGAUAUCUCUGUGUUACAGUUUUCACAGUAGCUAUGUGGACAUUGUGUUUUAUUUCCAUUUGACUCUGAAAUAGCCUCACCCCAAAAUCAGGGCUAUCUUUUACAGAGAAGGCAAUACCUUAUACAACUGAGUUAUGAAUCCCUUUAGUGACUCUACAUGGAUGCUUCCUAGUUUUAUACCAUACCUCACAGCAGAUAAAGGAAGAUAUUGCAGAUAUCUAAUUUUGAGUCUAGUUCUGUUUAAAAUUCCUAUUAUUCAUAUAGCAACCUAAUAAAAACUACCUAUAUAGUUAACAUUUUCUAUUUUUGCCAAAUGUUUCAUGAUGAAUCUCUAUAAUUACAUACAUUCUUCUUAAGAUUAAAUUGAAAAUACUGUAUUAGCAAAAGUCUUGGGUUUGUCUAGACUCCCACACAUGUAUACAUCUGAUUUGGAGAAAGAAAAUUAGAAUCUUGAGUCAGAGGCUAUAAAGACACUUAAAGGGGAAGACAGAUUUGUCUGCUUUCAUGUGGUUUGACCUGAAAAAUAGAUAAACUUCUGAAAAGUAAAUGAUUACACAGAACCCAAAGAAGUUAAUUGGCUUAAUAUGUGAAACUACAGUCACCAUGCAGUAUUUAAAGGAAAAAGUAAAGCAUUCACAAGAAAAGUUAUUUCACUUAGGAAAAUAAGCUACGUGCUAAGAUCAAUUGCUUCUGUGGAAUAUUUGCUUUUUAAGGGAUGACUUCAAUAAAUCAUCCCCAGAAUAGGAACUGUUACAAAGAAAAAUGGCUUCAUUUUUCACAUUAAUAAACAUCAAUAACAACAAUAACAAAAAAUCCAUCCUGUUGACUAUCAUACUAUCUGGAUAGAUGUUAAAAACACUAGUGAUAAUCAGCACUGAGAUUCUAUUUCUCUUGAGCCGACUUUCUCUGGUUUGUCAAAGUAGUGCUGACAGACCUGGACUGCUAAAAAGUGAGGCUACAGGUCAAAUCCAGGAGUUUCAAUGCAUAGGUGCAUAGGUCAACAUAAGUCAACAACAUUUUCAGGAACUAUGCGACUUGCCAGGGUUAAUUUCAUCUUUUCAUCACAUAGUUUGAACAACAAGCAACACUUUUCAUGAACCUUGUAAACCAGGCUUGAUAAAAAGGGGUGCAGGUGAGCUAAGUUUGCUAAACUGCAAGUGGUAAAUGACAGAUAUACCUUUACUGCCCCUCUAUUCCACCAGAGGUGACACAAGAAAAUUCUAGCUUAAGGGAUAAUCUUGACUCUAGGAUCACUAAGACUGCCACAAGGUUAAGAGGAAUCAGGAAGGGAGAAGGUUUCAGAAUAUUCUAAGAGGUAGAUUAUUUCAUACCAUGAAGUGGAUUGUUUUAGUCAAAUAAAGUGUUAGAAAGAGCUCUUCUCAGUAGUUGGCAUAGUGGAUUCUCCCCUCAAACCUAAUAUUCAAGUUGGACAUUCAGGUAAUGUCCAACUUGAAGUAUCUCAGUAAAGGCAUCUAUUUGUGAGGCUCCCCCCCCCCCCCCGCUUAAUGUAAGUAAAUGUUGGCAAGAAGACAAAGGACAGAUAUUUUCUUCUGUACUAUAUACAGAGGGUUCAAUUCAUGGAAAUGCAUACCCUCCAACACAAUUCUGUGACUAUCUCUUACGUGGGUGUUAGAAUAAUGACAUAAGAAGGAAAGAAACAGGACAGAAACAUUAGAAAGAUGGUUUAGAAGUUCUCUGAGCAAUUGUGCGCCUGUAGCAGGUAUGAACCAAAAUCCACAAAAUCUGACCCACUGAACUUUAAGCAAUGGCUAUUUGCCUAUCUUGUCCAAAUGGUCCAAACACACUUGACGAAGGAUAGUUGUAUUUGGCAGCUCUUCAUGUUCACCUGAGUGCAUCCUCAAUAAAGGAUAACUCCUCCAUCCUCAACAAAUGAAAGAAAUCCUUCAUUUAUUAUUGGCAAAAAUAUGCUUGCAUCUUUCCAGAGGCAGAUAGUUUCAAAGAUGGCAUUCAUUUUCUUUGAAACCUAAGCACAUUGCUUAACUAUAUAAUAAGGUUAUUACUACUUGCACUCAGGGGGAAGGGAAAUAGCUAUUGCAAGUUAGUGUGUGCUAUUUUAUGUUUUUUAGGUGUGUGAAAUUAGGUCUGUUCAUUCAGAAACAAAAUGCACACGUACAAAAUUGAACUGCAGUGGUAACCAAGUGGCCAUGCUGGACAUCAGAAAAAAAUAAUUCAUUCCUAUUAGAACUCUUCAUUAGAUCCAAAACCGCAAUAUUAUAUAUAUGCACACAUAUAUAUGUAUGUAAAAUGACUUCUGAAUUUCAAAUACGAGUUGAACUGAAUUGGUUUUCCCAAUGUUACACCCUGGAGCUUUUACAUUAUUGCAAAUUGAAGAGUUUAAUAAGAUCAAACAAGGUUCUAGUGUUUGAGGUCCAGCUGUUUGAAGACCAGAAUGACAUAUUGAAAUUAACAAAUAACCUUAAUUAUUUUAUAAAGAUACAGCACAACUGCCUUGUUAUAAAUUUUUAUUAAAUGCAUAUAUACUGUAUUUAAAUUUUAAAAUAUAGUUACCAACUUACCAAAGAUACAUAUUGCUAAUUCUAAGCAAAAAAAUACCCAAAUUUAUCAUAAUUUAAAAAAUAAAAUCAGAAUGUAGCUUGUCUUAAGAAUUUAGCAGUUAUACUGAAAAAUGCAUUUCCAACUCCUAUGUUCAAAAGUUUAUGUUCAAAUGGUGCCAGUGAGUUUUUAUAUGAAGGGAAAAUGCCUGCUUUUUUUUUCCAAAAUAGUUGUAAUUCAACUUACCCCUUUGCACUUUCCCUUAGUUGCCAUUUAACAUAUACUAUUGGCUUCACUUAUCUCUAGAAAGAAGGCAUGCUACAAAUAGAAAGAAAUUGUAAUAAUAUUUGGCCUCUACUUUGUCUUAGCUGUUAAACUGUUUUUAGUAUUUUUGUUAAAUAUUUGCAAAGGGAAGCAUUUUCUACAGAGGAUAAUUAAUUUCAAGAAAAAUAUCUUGAGUUUUAAAAAAUAAACAUCUCCAGAAAAGGAGACAGUCAAUUUUGUAAAAUGUCGCAACUCUCCAACAUUUGGGGUAGUGACUCCUUUUUUGUUAGGACAUUUGAAACUAGCAAGCAGCCAUUGUUUCUUAAAAAAAAUAAGAGAAAAAAAUUCAGCCUUCAUGUGGACUCAUGUUUCUUUCCCUUCAUUUUGAAAUAGAUAAAAAUCAUUAAAAUUGUAAAUAUUUUGUUGCUUAGAUAAGCAUCUUCUGGGAACUUUGUAUCUAUGGUAUAUAAUCAUAGAAUUUUAUAUUUUCAUAUAAAGCUAAUUUUUUUCUAGUUUCAACUCUGUCAUAGUGUUUUUUUUUUUGUUUGGUUUUUGGGUUUCCUUUUUGUUUUUUGAGGAUUUUUUUGCGUUUUGUUUGAGGGUGGUUUUUGGUGGUGGAUAUGUGAGUUCAACUUUCUGUGUAUUGAAGUAGCAAGAACCAUCUUUGCAUUCCAAAAGAAUCCAACAUGUGUUAUUUCUUUGAGGCAGUGAUUGUGAAAGUUGGGUUUUCUUUUUUAAAUUCCAUUGAUCAUUCGUGCAAUAGGAAUUAGACAAUUAGUCACUGAACACAUUUGUUGCAUUGACCCAUUGAAAAAGUGGUGGUGGUUUUUUUUUAUUUGUUCAGAGGGAGGGGUUUUGUAACCUGAAAAUUUUCCCUUUAUUCUUCUGUUAAACUAUAUCAAAUCAUUCUAUUAUAGUGUUAUUUAAUAUGUAAAUUGUAUUGCUAUACAUAAAAUAAAGUAUGGUUUUUGAUGUA